AUUCGACCGGCAGGGCGACCCGCCUGGCAGGUACGACAUCAUGAACUACCAGCAGCUGCCCAACGGCUCCUACGACUACAUCAUGGUGGGCGACUGGAACAACGGCACGCUCACCAUGUCGGCCACCUUGCAGCUCAGCAACCUGUCCGGGGGCUACGUGGAGUCGGUCUGCUCCAAGCCCUGCGAAGCCGGCGCUAAGAAGAGCUUCCAGAAGGGCGGGCAGGAGCAGAAGUGCUGCUGGGUGUGCGUGCCGUGCGACCGCAACUGGAUCCUCGUGGACGACGAGACGUGCGAGGAGUGCGAGAAGGGCACGUGGCCCAACGAGAACCAGACGGAGUGCGAGGAGAUCCCGGUGGAGUUCGUGCGCUGGUCGGACACGCAGGCGAUCGUGGCGAUGGCGUUCUCGGCGCUGGGCUUCGCCAGCACCUUGUUCGCGGCGGCGGUGUUCGUGCGCCACAACGACACGCCCGUGGUGAAGGCGUCGACGCGCGAGCUCUCCUACCUCAUCCUGUGCGGCAUGGCGCUGUCGCACGCGGCCACCUUCGCCGUGCUGGCGCGGCCCGCGCGCCUCUCGUGCUCGCUGGCGCGCACGCUGCCCGGCCUGAGCUUCGCCAUGAUCUACGCCGCGCUACUCGCCAAGACGAACCGCAUCGCGCGCAUCCUCGCCGGCUCCAAGAAGCGCUUCCCCACGCGCAAGCCGCGCUGCAUGUCCGCGUCGGCGCAGGUGCUGAUCGCGUCGGCGCUGAUCGGCGUGGAGGCGGCGGUGACGGCGGCCAUGCUGGUGGUGGAGCCGGCGGACGCGACGCUGCUGUUCCCGACGCUGGAGCGGUCGGUGCUGGCGUGCAACACGUCGCCGCUGGGCGUCCUGGCGCCGCUGGCCUUCGACUUUCUGCUCAUCGCGCUGUGCACGCUCUACGCACUCAAGACGCGCAACGUGCCCGAGAACUUCAACGAGGCCAAGUUCAUCGGCUUCGCCAUGUACACCACGUGCGUCAUCUGGAUCGCCUUCGUGCCGAUAUACUUCGGGAGCGACUCCAAGGUGAUCACCAUGUGCAUGUGCGUGACGCUGAGCGCGCAAGUCACGUUCGUCUUCCUGUUCCUGCCCAAGAUGUACAUCAUCCUGCUGCGGCCGGAGCGCAACAACAGGGCCUUCUUCACCACCACCUCCAAGAUCCGCUGCCACAUCGGCAGCCGCGUCGCGUCGGCGCAGCACUCCAAGCACGGCUCCAACUCCUACUCCAGCCCCGGCUCCGCCAGGGAGGCGGGGUCCCACGAGGCGGCGUGGCGCGCCCCCGACGCCGGGCUCUCUGCAGUACAAUGCCCACCUCUUGCGUAAGUUACCAGCUUACGUAACAAAUCACUAUGACGCAGCGUUCUGGCAAGUCCUUGAAUCGUUUCGGUCGACUCC
This is a messenger RNA of Gryllus bimaculatus (two-spotted cricket), 1408 nucleotides long. The record is from the annotation of a GenBank genome assembly. NCBI's taxonomy places the organism in Eukaryota, Metazoa, Arthropoda, Insecta, Orthoptera, Gryllidae.